AUGAAUGACUCUGGGCUCAUCCCACAGUCCUCACGGCAUCCUCCCCACAAACAGGGUCAUCCCACAGUCCUCACGGCGUCCUUCCCACAAACAGGGUCAUCCCACAGUCCUCACGGCGUCCUUCCCACAAACAGAGUCAUCCCACAGUCCUCACGGCAUCCUCCCCACAAACAGGGUCAUCCCACAGUCUUCACGGCGUCCUCCCCACAAACAGGGUCAUUCCACAGUCCUCACGGCAUCCCUCCCCCACAAACAGGGUCAUCCCACAGUCCCUCACGGCGUCCUUCCCACAAACAGGCUCAUCCCACAGUCCUCACGGCAUCCUCCCCACAAACAGGCUCAUCCCACAGUCCCCACGACAUCCUCCCCACAAACAGAGUCAUCCCACAGUCCUCACGGCGUCCUUCCCACAAACAGAGUCUCAUCCCACAGUCCCUCACGACAUCCUCCCCACAAAGAGGGUCAUCCCACAGUCCCUCACGACAUCCCUCCCACAAACAGGGUCAUCCCACAGUCCCUCACGGCGUCCUUCCCACAAACAGAGUCAUCCCACAGUCCCCACGGCAUCCCUCCCCACAAACAGGCUCCAUCCCACAGUCCUCACGACAUCCCUCCCCACAAAACAGGGUCAUCCCACAGUCCUCACGGCAUCCUCCCACAAACAGGGUCAUCCCAGUGUCCUCACGGCAUCCUCCCCCAAACAGGCUCAUCCCACAGUCCCUCACGACAUCCCUCCCCACAAACAGGGUCAUCCCACAGUCCUCACGGCGUCCUCCCACAAACAGGGUCAUUCCAUAA
This is a messenger RNA of Homarus americanus (American lobster), 798 nucleotides long. Its product is annotated as extensin-like. Bases 1 to 798 code for a protein of 265 amino acids. The transcript has 2 exons. NCBI's taxonomy places the organism in Eukaryota, Metazoa, Arthropoda, Malacostraca, Decapoda, Nephropidae. The record is from RefSeq and is a predicted model, not a curated record.